Zasmidium cellare ATCC 36951 is the source of this 468-nucleotide messenger RNA. RefSeq lists its product as uncharacterized. NCBI's taxonomy places the organism in Eukaryota, Fungi, Ascomycota, Dothideomycetes, Mycosphaerellales, Mycosphaerellaceae. The record is from RefSeq and is a predicted model, not a curated record. The coding region runs from base 1 to 468 and encodes 155 amino acids. Gene Ontology annotation, biological process: mycotoxin biosynthetic process. The transcript has a single exon.
AUGUGGUCCUCCCUUCCCCUCCUUGAAUCCAUCCUCGCAAACUGGAUCCCCCUCUCCCCUUCAUCGCGCGGUCUAAUUACACUCCCACAAUCCUCCCACCCAACCCACGACCCGCCCUACACCCUCGACCCCUUAAACACCGGCAGUCCCCAAGAAGCCUACAUGCUCUCCGCCCCACACCAACUCCACUGCCUCAGCACCAUAAUGCACUCGUACGGCAAACUCUGGAAUGGAGCGGAUGAAACGCAUAUGGCGGAGCAUAUCGCGCAUUGUUUUGAUUAUUUGCGGCAGGGGAUUCUGUGUGCGGGAGAUGUUACGGUGGAGGGGAAUGCGAGUUGGAGGUUUCCGGAUAGGAAGGUGGAGCCGCCGUGGGGUGCGGAGCAUAUGUGUAGGGAUUGGGAGGGGGUGAGGGAGUGGGCGGAUGAGAAGGGGGUUUGGGAGUUUCCGGACGGGUUGGGGAUUUUGUGA